UAUAAUUAAAAUUAUUGUCGGAGAACAAAAACUUGACAAAAUCAAACUUUCUAUAAUAGACACAAGAUAUUGCAACGAUAUAAUAAUGCGACGGCGUGAGUCGACACGAGACGAGUGAGUUCAGAGAUGAGAAUGUGGCUCAUCUAUGCAAAUGAAGCUGUCAUGUACGAUUUGAAUGUGAAUUCUUCUAAUACAAACGGGAAUAAAAAAUUAUUAAAUUCUAUCCAACUAUGUUAAAUUAAAAACCGGACGAGAUUAAAAAUAAUCCAGAUGUUUUACAAAUCAUCGUUUCAACCAGCGAAAGUAGUCUUUCCUUUACCCACAAUGCAAAGCGAAGCAGCCACGUAAACGCCAAGGAUCGUCGCCGCUAGCUUGUGGCUCGCUAACUGCGUCCUGCUCACGGAGCAGCAUAUCGCGGGUGUCUGCAUGACGCUGCACACGUCUGCCAGGCCUUCUGCGAGACUGUCAGAGCUGUAAGAUGUCGAUGGUGGUGUUUGCGUCUGUGGUCCGGGUCGGCGACGGCCUGCCGCUCUCCGCGUCCACGGACUACGAGCAGGACAAAGAGCUCCAGGAGACCAAGAGGCACCUGAAAGGUCUCUCCAAAAAACUCAGCCAGUUCCCCGACCGCUGCACCCUAAAGACGGGGCCGUACAAUGUCAACUUCACAAGCUCACUGGGUGUCGGAUACCUGAUGGUCUGCACCGCCAACUACCCCAACGUGCUCGCCUUCUGCUUCCUGGACGAGCUGCAGAAGGAGUUCAUUGUCACCUACGAGCCCAAGCGGAUCAGUACCGUCGUGCGGCCGUACUCCUUCAUCGAAUUUGACACCUUCAUCCAGAAGACCAAGCAGCGCUACAACAGCCCCCGUUCGCUGUCCACCAAGAUCAACCUGUCUGACAUGCAGACGGAGAUCAGGCUGCGACCGCCCUACCAGCUCUCCCCCGAGGACUUGCAGGCCGUCAACGGAUUCUCCGUGCACAGGCCCUCCAAGUACAAGGGCAUAGCCCCCACACAGAUGCUGGAGCCAGUGACUCUCCCGGGCAUCGUGUCCUGUGUGCUCAGUGUCCUCUGUGGAGGCCUGAACCUGCUGCGAGGCGUCCACGCUAUCGAGAGCAUACUACAGAACGACGAUGAAGACUUUAAUUAUGUGAUUGCCUUCUUCCUCGGCACAGCGGCCUGUCUGUAUCAGUGCUUCCUGUUCGCCUACUUCUCUGUCUGGAGGAACAGUAAGUCCUUCCUGGCGUUCGCGCUCAUCUGCCUGUCCAACAUGUAUCUGUACGAGCUGAGGAACAUGUGGCAGAUCCUCUUCCACGUGGCCGUGGCCGCCUUCAUGACCCUGCAGAUCAAACUGAGGCAACCGCAGGGCAAAGCGCCGGACUAUAACGUCUGACGAACACAAAAACUAAAGGACAAACGGACCUUUCUGAUUCAGACGUCUCACAUAAGCCCUGGAGAUGCAGCAGAGGGCGGCGCUGGCCCUGUCUGAGCACCAGUGGACGGAUGUGAGGACUCUGCCGCAGCCUCGACUCAUCCGUGGAUCUUGUUGGAUUGAUUCGAGAAGUCGUCUGUUCCCCGAGACUUUUACUUUUGCUUUCUUCCAUUGCGGCUGCAGCUUAGGUCAGAGUCCUGCAAAGAGGAUGCUCAGUUUUGUCCUGCUCUGCUCUCACAGCACGUUCACAAUUUAAGUAUUGAACUCAACCUGUCGUGUGUAAACCGUACAUCCACUUAUCACCAAACUCAGCUUCAGACUCACUGUCUGAAGGGCUGUUCUAGUUCAAGUACCAACGCAGAAGAUACAGGUUUUUAAAUAUCUUACUUUGAGGAAUGUAAAACCUCCUUUUUCCUUCAAGAUAUUACGAGGACACAGCAAAAUAGUUAUUUCAAAUCAGACACUUCUCACUCCCACAGGUGAGAAGAAGUUGACCAGACGUUGGAGACGACAGAGUUCCAUUUAUGAGCUGUGGACACGUUUCUUUUUGGUCAGGUUUUGUUUUUUUGUUUAGUUUUUUUAUUUAUUUUUUACCAUCGUCCUGCUCGUGUCCAAAAAAAUUAAGCAAAAUUUCCCCGGCACUUUUUGCACACGUGCCCGUGGUCAUCAGACCUGGUGCAGGACUCUGGUUUAGGUCUCGCCUUCAAACUAUGCAAUGCUGCCUCAUGUUUUUAUAUAUCAUUUCAGUUUUUGGUGUAUUCUGAAUUCAGGAGCCAAUUAUCAUAUCUUAUUUUGCAGAGAAGAUUUUAGCUAUUUAUUUACGGAUUUGUGGGUUGGCAAGCGAUUUUUUUCCCAAAUUUGAUUGGUUGACUUGUUUAGUUUUCUUUUCUUUUUGCAUCUGCCUGUCACCGAGCCGCUCCUGCUCCUGCAGACACAAACAGCCUGUUAGCAUUCACUCCCCACGUCGUCGCCCACACAGCCUCCAGCGUGCGCCAGAGUCAAGUGACACUGUUAAUAAACAAGUCUGCGUUGGCAGCAGUGGAGAUACUGGCUGUGUAGUCGAGGCCAGAGGUGGGGGGAAUCAUCAGUGCAGCAGUGCUGCCCCCCCCCCCCCC
Scophthalmus maximus (turbot) is the source of this 2544-nucleotide messenger RNA. RefSeq names its product SEC22 homolog A, vesicle trafficking protein (gene sec22a). Gene Ontology annotation, biological process: endoplasmic reticulum to Golgi vesicle-mediated transport. The record is from RefSeq and is a predicted model, not a curated record. The coding region runs from base 479 to 1390 and encodes 303 amino acids. The transcript has 7 exons. Lineage: Eukaryota; Metazoa; Chordata; Actinopteri; Pleuronectiformes; Scophthalmidae.